AUGGCGACUGCUGAGAAGAGAAAACGCAUCAGUAAUUUGCCGUCAAGCAUCUGGGAUAGCUUUACAAAAAAUAAAAUCGAUGCUUCAAAGCCUACUUGUAGAAAGUGUCGGAAAGUUGUCAGUCGCGGAAGUUCUACUGCAAAGUCGAAGUCGUGGGGAAAUGGAUCUUUAUGGGCGCAUCUAAAACUUUGUAGCCCAUCUGAGUCUUCCUCGACUAGCUCGACAACACAGCUGAGUAUCCAGGAAACGUUCUCUCGCAACACACCGUUACAAAAAGGAAGCGUUAAAGCUAAAGCGAUCACCAAUGCUAUUGGCAAGAUGGUAGUGAUUGAUCUACGACCAUAUUUGGUUGUAGAGAAUGAAGGGUUUCGCGAGCUUAUGCGAGUACUGGAGCCGCGAUAUUCUGUCGUUUCAAGAAAGGAGCUGACGAACGUAGUCGUCCCAGAAAUUUAUACCGAUUCGGAAGCGAAAAUCAAGAAGUCAAUCCAGUCGUCCAAAAGCGGGAUCAACUUCACCACGGACAUGUGGAAAUGCGGAGGUCAAAACCGUGAGUAUAUGACGGUGACGGCUCACUGGGUGGUGGAAAACUUGGACUCAACAGCCUAUGAAGUUAAAAAUGCUCUUUUGGUAGUCGAAGAAUUUUUAACUAGUGCGCAUUCCUACAACAUAAGAAAGUCGGUAAGUGAAACCCAUUUUCAGUGAACUUUGUUUAUUUGCUAAUAGCAAUACUCUAAAUCUGUAAUUAAUUUGACAUUUAGUUGCAGGUGGUGCAAAACAACUGGAUAGGUGCAGAAGGGAAAUUCCACAUUGGAGUUUCAGAUAACGCUGCCAACGUUACACUUGCCCUGGACAGCGAUGUGCGUCUUGAAGCGUCAGACGAUGUUCGUGAGGAAAUUGAGGAAUCCGAUGAUGAUGACGAUGAAGAUCGUUUUCCCACUCUACCUCCCAUGCAUGUAGGAUCUGCGGGCUGUUUUGUGCACCUACUAAAUCUUAUAGUCGGGGUAAAUAUUUAAUAAGGUGGUUAAUGUACUUUUGCAAAAUCGCAAAUUGUUAAAACCAUCCUUCGUGGUUUUCUAUUUUUGAUAGGAUGCAAUGAAACCUGAUGUACAGCGAGCUGUCAAUGACGCAAGAACCCAUUGCGAGAAAAUUAUUACAAAAACAAAGUAA
Paramuricea clavata is the source of this 1167-nucleotide messenger RNA. NCBI's taxonomy places the organism in Eukaryota, Metazoa, Cnidaria, Anthozoa, Malacalcyonacea, Plexauridae. The record is from the annotation of a GenBank genome assembly.